AUGGAGGAGAAAGUUGAUAUGAAGAUCAAGCAAAUGCUGGAGAGCGAUAUAAUUGAGCCGGCGGUCGGUCCACCGGAGUGGAUUUCACCCAUGGUGGUGGUUCCCAAGGGGAAUGACGAUAUACGUCUGUGUAUCAACAUGAAGUAUCCGAAUGAAGCAAUCCAACGAGAACACUACCCGUUACCGAUGAUUGACACGCUGCUUAACAAGCUUCGAGGAUCGACGUGGUUCUCGAAACUGGACAUCACAUCAGCCUUCCACCAUGUUGAACUGCACCCUGACUCUCGUGGAAUCACCACUUUCAUGACGAGCAUGGGUUUGAUGCGGUUCAAAAGGCUCACCUUUGGGAUUAAUGCUGCGCCCGAAAUGUUUCAGCGUAUCAUGUGUGGAAUGCUUGCGGGAAUAGAAGGAGUUAUCGUGUACAUCGAUGAUAUUGUCGUUUUUGGCGUGACCAAGGAGGAGCACGAUGGAAGGUUGGAGGAAGUGAUGGCGGUUCUCCGCGAAAACAACGCAACUCUCAACAAGCAGAAGUGCCUUAUCGGUGUCAGGCAGUUGGAUAUUCUCGGCUACAACGUUAGCGCUGCUGGAAUCAGCCCGUCCGAAGAGAAGAUCGCAUCCAUCAGGAACUUCAGGGAGCCCGAAUCUAAAGAGGAAGUUCGAAGUUUUCUAGGCUUGGUCAACUUCGUUGGGCAGUUUAUUCCGCACCUAUCAACCAGAUCGGAGCCGUUGCGACAAUUUGUGCGAGGAGAUACUGACGUGUUUGGAGAUAGCCAGCGAAAAGCUUUCGAUGAUCUUCGGAACGAGCUUUCUAGUACUGUUCGCCGAUUGGGAUUCUUUGAUCCGAAGGAUGACAUCGAACUGUACGUUGAUGCCUCUCCGGUGGGACUAGGGGCCGUGCUCACUCAAAGGAAUCAGGAUAACACUCCGCGAAUUGUAAGUUUCGCGUCAAAAGGCUUGACGAAGGCAGAGAGAGUUUAUCCGCAGACCCAACGUGAAGCCCUGGCGGUCGUUUGGGCUGUGGAGAAAUUCUACUCGUACUUGUUUGGCACGUUCUUCACCAUCUAUACGGACCACAAAACCCUGGAAUACAUAUAUGGAGGCAAACAUCGAGACGGCAAGCGAGCCUGCACAAGAGCAGAGGGCUGGGCGCUUCGCUUGCAACCGUACAGAUUUCGCAUGGAUCACAUUCCAGGGUCAAGCAACAUUUCGGACAUCCUGUCACGCUUGUGCCCGCCUUCAGAUGAACCUUUUGAUGAGGAAUCGGAGCACUAUCUGUGCGCUGUUAGCGAUGAAAUUACGGCAAUCACAUUAAGUGACAUCCGGGAUGCUACGACCAAGGACGAAACGCUGCUUGCGGUCAUGGAAGCGAUAAAAAGCCAAAAUUGGCCUUCCAUGCUCUUUCAAUAUCAAGCUUUCUCAAAGGAACUCGGCAUACUGGAUGGCAUCGUUGUUCGAGACGAUCGAAUCGUGCUACCAGCGAGCCUCAGGCCGAAGGCUCUGGAUAUUGCUCAUCGAGGCCAUCCAGGCAUAGUGAGCAUGCGGCGCCGGCUCCGCGAGAACGUAUGGUGGCCGUACAUGGACCGUGAUAUUGGAGAUCGUAUUGAAGAAUGUGCUGGAUGUGCCGCUGUGAGUGUUCAAGGACCACCAGAGCCCAUGUGUCGGAAGGAAAUGCCCGAUCGCGCGUGGCAGGACAUUGCCAUCGAUUUCUUCAGUGCAAAGGAUUGCUGUACUUUCCUGGUGAUUGUUGAUUACUACAGCCGCUUUCUGAAGGUGAUAGAAAUGAACGGAACAACUGCUGGGAAAACCAUCGAGGCGCUCCAAACUGUUUUUGAUGAACAAUCCUACCCGGAAACCAUACGGUGCGAUAACGGCCCGCCCUUUUCGAGCGAGGAAUUCGCACAGUAUUGCUUACGUAAGAACAUCCGACUGGUCCGUACGAUCCCUUACUGGCCACAAAUGAAUGGAUUAGUUGAACGCUUGAAUCAGGGCAUUCUGCGCUCCAUGCGGAUUGCAAGAGCAACCAGUAUCAGCUGGCGUACUGCAGUAAAGGAUUACGUCCAUAUGUACAACACCACUCCUCACACUAUGACGGGAAAGGCGCCGUUGGAAUUGCUAACGGGAAGACCAGUUAAAGACCUGCUACCAUCGCUGCGAACUGAGCCUUAUUGGAACCGGGAUGAGAAUGUCCGUGAUGAUGACGCCAUCAAGAAGAUGAAAGGAAAGCUUUACGCUGAUAACCGUAGACAUGCAAAGACGUCCGAGAUAGCCGAAGGGGAUACAGUAUUGCUGCGGAAUUACGAAAAGGGGAAGCUGGAGCCAAACUUUAAUCUCGAAAAGUUCAAGGUUGUUUCGAGAAAUGGCACUGAUACCAUCGUGGUCAACGGAGAUGGCGUAACUUACCGCCGUCCGGUGGCACACCUGAAGAAGUGGGUCGAGCCGACGCAAACAGGAAGAAUGCAGGCCGAGGAAAAUCCACCAGAGAGCGCUGCAACCGAGAAAUCUAGAUUGCCAAGCCGGGAACAUACUCCAACGAUCGAUGAUUCGGGUUCUAGUCGACCCAAGAGGGCUAGGAAGCUGCCAGCGCGGUUCAGCUAAUUGGUAGAAAGCACACAAGGGAUGUAGAGUCGAGAAUCAGCCACUUUACCCUAGGUCGAGAGUGAGUUGGCGAGCGAGAGCGGGAGAUUGACGAGAGAGGGAGAGGGAAGCGGGCUUGACGAGAGAACGGUAAAAGUGCUAGAGUUAGUUGCUCACGAUCAAUUGUAGAGAACGGUUGAAUAAAAUUAGUUGGUGCGUGCGAGUCAAAAGUGAUUU
Messenger RNA from Culex pipiens pallens (northern house mosquito), 2811 nucleotides. RefSeq lists its product as uncharacterized. The transcript has 2 exons. The record is from RefSeq and is a predicted model, not a curated record. Gene Ontology annotation, biological process: DNA integration. NCBI's taxonomy places the organism in Eukaryota, Metazoa, Arthropoda, Insecta, Diptera, Culicidae. Bases 1 to 2595 code for a protein of 864 amino acids. Gene Ontology annotation, molecular function: nucleic acid binding.